ACUUCACUUUACUAUCCGACUGAUUUAGUAGUUGAUAAUCAUCUGAGCGGUGAAUAUCUGUGUAAAAGUUAUUAAUGCGCAAUGUACUUCACUAAUUUUUAGGUCUACCGUCUACGAUUGAAACGCGACUUACUAGAAUUUUAAGUGUUGAUAGUAAUUUGUUUUAUGUUUUAAACUGAAUGUUGUAUGUACUCAUAUUUUUACGACUGGCGUACACAUUUUAUAGCAAGAACUAAGGUUUUUGUACAAAUGUGAAGAAGUAAUUAUAAUAUUUUGUAUUUAAUUUCGCUCUAUAAAAAUAAUUUAAUGUCCAAUUUGUAACUCAAAGUACAAAAUACCACAAGCACAAUGAGUGUUGAGGGAAGUAAUGUAUAUCAAGGGUUACAGGUCCACAAUUCUGUUGUACAGCCUUUAUUAACUGACCUUUAUCAAAUAACUAUGGCCUAUGCAUACUGGAAAUCUCAAAAAACAUCUGAUACGGCAGUUUUUGAUUUAUUCUUUCGCCAUAAUCCAUUUCAGGGAGAAUUUACUAUCUUUGGAGGUUUAGAAGAAUGUUUAAGAUUUUUGGAAAAUUUUCGCUAUUCAGAUAGUGAUAUAGAAUAUUUAAAAACCACUUUGCCGUCAACAAUUGAACAAUCGUUUUUUACAUAUUUGAAGGAAUUGACAGCUAAGGAUGUGACACUUUAUGCAAUUGAUGAAGGCUCAGUUGUGUUCCCAAGAGUACCACUAAUUCGAGUAGAAGGACCACUAAUUGUUACCCAACUUCUAGAAACGACACUAUUGACUCUGGUCAACUUCUCUAGUUUGAUGGCCACAAAUGCAGCGCGCUAUAGAAUGGCGGCCGGUGACAAUGUGUCUCUGUUGGAGUUUGGCCUCAGACGGGCUCAAGGUCCUGACGGUGGAUUAUCGGCUUCCAAAUACGCCUACAUAGGUGGAUUUGAUGGAACAAGUAAUUUACUAGCUGGAAAAAUGUUCAAUAUACCUGUAAAAGGAACUCAUGCCCAUGCAUACAUUACAUCAUUUUCUAAUCCUAGUGAAUUGAAAACUAAGACUUUAAGAAAUCUGAACAAUGGCAAAGAACAAGAUUUAAUUGAUUUGACCUUAUCAUGGAGAGCUAAAGCAUCAAAGCUUUUAAAUAUAUGUGAAAGUCAAGCAUCUGAUGGGGAACUCGCCGCUCUUGUAUCGUUUGCAAUCGCUUUUCCAGAAGGAUUUGUUGCUCUCAUUGAUACAUACGAUGUCAAUAAGUGGCAUUACUUAGGACCAAAACAACUACCUAUCAUUUCAAGUUUUGGAAGUGGAAUUUUGAAUUUUUGUGCUGUAGCAUUGGCUCUAAACGAUCUUGGUUACAAAGCAAUUGGAGUUAGAAUUGACAGUGGAGAUUUAGCAUAUCUGUCAAAUAAGUCGCGUGAGACUUUUGUCAGUAUUGCGAAAGAAUUCAACUUGCCGUGGUUUGCAAACUUAACAAUAAUAGCUUCAAAUGAUAUCAACGAAGAAACUAUUUGGAGUUUAAAUGAUCAGAAACAUAGUAUUGAUUGUUUUGGAAUUGGAACACAUUUGGUGACAUGUCAAAGACAACCUGCUUUGGGUUGUGUUUACAAAUUAGUUGAAGUAAAUGGGCUGCCACGUAUAAAAUUGAGCCAAGACGGAGGUAAGAUUACAAUGCCAGGCAAGAAGGAUGCCUUUAGGCUUUUCGGCGGUGACGGAUAUGCAUUAAUAGACUUGUUAGUAAUGUCUGUUGAAGAUCCACCAGCUGCGAAGACCAAACUUUUAUGUCGGCAUCCAUUUGAUCAAAAGAAACGAGCUUUUGUUGUACCUUCUGCGGUAAAACCAUUGCAAAAAGUAUAUUGGAAUAACGGUCAGAUAACACAAUAUCUACCAGACUUAAAAGAAAUUCGCGAACAUGUUCAAGAAUCAUUAAGAACAAUACGGCCUGACAUCAAACGAAAUUUGAAUCCUACACCUUACAAGGUUUCUGUGUCCAACAAUUUGUACGAGUAUAUGCAUGAGUUGUGGAUGCAAAAUACUCCAAUCGGAGAGUUGUCUUGAUGUGUAACCUAAAUUUAUAUAACGCAGUUACCAAUUUCCAUAAUGUCAAUUGCAUUAUCAUCAGUCAUAAACUUCUUCUUUCUAGCAGAAAACGUAAUUGACAUUAUCAUGCAUAGGUACUUUUAAGCAAACAACUUCCUAAACUUAAAUGUAUUAUUUCUAUUAUUCACGCAUAAUUUGAACAUAAUCUUUGUUCAUUGCUAUACAGUAUACACUUAUUCAAAUACUAAUAAUAAGAAUAAGAAUCAAUCACAUCAAAUUUUCAUCAAAUUUUGUCGCAAACACUUAUAUUUUACAUAACUUACAUUAUUAUAUGAAAGAAAAUAAUAUUUUUUAUUUAUUUUAAUCCUACGAGCACAACAUGUAUUAGCAAUUACAGUAAUAUCUGUUAUCAUUCAAGUAGCUAUAUUGUAAACCAAAUUUUACAUUUUUUCAAAGUACCUAAUUAAUAUUUUUCGUUUUGAUGAUAUUUGAAUGUUACUGGCUGUAUUAAUUUAAACUAAGUUUAACUUUAAACAUAUUAAUAAGAACAAAUAGGAACUUGUAAUCAAAUGAUUUCUAGUCUUGACAAUAAUAUCUCAUAAAAAGUAUUUUAUUUGUCUUUCGUUAUUUUGUUUGUAUUUAUAACUAAAAAAAAAAAAAUUUUUAACCCACCUAAUCAUUGUUAAUAUAACAAAUAAUAUAAUUUUGCAUUCCUUUAUUGUAGUUCUAUUGUUCAGUUUUUAAUUGAAAUUGUUGUUAUUUAAGUUAAAGUAUAGAAAGUAUCAAGGAAGGUAUUGACACAGUACUUAUGUUUUUGUUUUUAAUUGUAAUGUAUGCUUUCCUAAUCUAUAGGGAUGCUGUAUAAGAGUAUAUAAUAUAUUUUAUUGUUUAUAAAAAAAAAAAUGUAAGAAGUGUUUGCAUUUUUUGUUAAAAGUGUGUUUUUGUGUUCGUAACGUAACAUAAUGAGUUAGUUUUUAUAGAUAUAUAUUUUAUUAUUUUAAGAUGUAUGCCAAGAAAAUUAUAUUUUUCUCUUUAAUUGUUUGUAAUGUCAGAA
This is a messenger RNA of Adelges cooleyi (spruce gall adelgid), 3082 nucleotides long. It is a transcript of the gene Naprt, whose product is annotated as nicotinate phosphoribosyltransferase. Lineage: Eukaryota; Metazoa; Arthropoda; Insecta; Hemiptera; Adelgidae. The transcript has 15 exons. Gene Ontology annotation, molecular function: nicotinate phosphoribosyltransferase activity. Bases 349 to 2046 code for a protein of 565 amino acids. Gene Ontology annotation, biological process: NAD+ biosynthetic process. The record is from RefSeq and is a predicted model, not a curated record.